AUGAAGCAUCUCUUUUUAUCGGUGAUACUCCCAUGCGUCCUGGGGGAGAUAUGUCUCAGAUUCUUACGGGACAACCAGGAAAGCAAAAUCAUCUCGAGCAAACCGGGACACGUUUGGCUUUGGAACGCGAUGACGGAGAAAUUCGAGCAGCUCGAGGCAUUAAAGUGGAACAACACUGCCUUCUGUAGCGUCAACGCUAUAAACGACAUACGCGGAAAGACCCUCUUCGUCGCCACGGAUUUCAGGAAUCCAUAUAUCAUCAUGAAUGUGGAUGAGAACGAAGUAACGGGAUUAAUAGGUGAUACCUGGAUGGCGUUGGAAGAAGCUUUGAAGUUCAAGACGAUUUACCGAAGUACGAGACCAUCGUUGGCGACCCUAAUGAAUGGAGAUACUCACGCACUGUUGGUCGCCACGGCGAUGUACUCGUACCCGACGAGUUAUUACACCUACAGCGUGCCGCUCACGACCAACUCAUACGCUCUAUUUGUUCAGUCGGAGGGUGCGAUUGUCACGAGAUGGUGGUACAUUAAUAUCUUCAGCCAUGGUUUAUGGUUGGCGUCUCUGAUAUCCGUUAUAUGUAUUGCAUUUAGCAUCGUGGGAAUAUAUCGUAUAAAGAAGCUUAUCUAUGUUAAUUAUAAGGAGUGCAACGACGAGCUUUCCUCAUUAUCUUUCAGUUUUCUUUACGUUUUAGGUGGCAUGACCGGCCAAGGAUUUGAGAAAAUACCUAGAAGUUGGUCCCUCCGAUUAAUAAUUCUAUCCUUCUUGGCGAUGGGAAUGUUAUUAUCAUGCGGAUUCUGCACUGCUCUUACCUCUUGCCUGGCGAGUAAAGGAAACUCCGUUCCUCUGACUAAUCUCAAAGACGUGGUGAUGAAAAGGACACACACGCUUUGCGUCAGAAAGGACAGCAGUGCGUACCGUUACUUUACAGUGGAUAGAUCAGCGAAAGGUGAUCUGCUAGAUCAUUGGAAAGGAUUGGUGAACAAUGACUGUCCCGACAUGGAAGACAGCGCGAUUUUUGCUUCAAAAUUAUGCCGUCCUGGUUUCGUCUAUUUGGAAACACCUGCCAUAUUUCAACCAAUUUAUCAUAAAGUUGAGCACAAUUGCCACAUGAUACAACUGCCCGAGACUUACUGGAGUGUUAGAUUGGCGUUUCUACACGCCAGAGUAGCGCAACAUCGACGACUCUUUGACACUUACUUAAUGCGUAUGCGUUCGGCUGGAAUAUUAAGAUAUCUUGAAAAAAAGUGGAUCCCAGAAGAAACUUAUAGCCAAUCCAAUUAUCCUCAAUCAAGCAAUUUUCAACCGGUGGAAUACGCGCAUAUUCAUUUAACUAUCAAUUUUUUCUCCAUAAUUAUCGUUAUCAGCGUAUUUAUUUGCAUUUUGGAAAACGUGUGGUAUAGGCUGCGAUGGAAGCAGAAAAAUUUUAAUUCAAUAUUGGAAAUAAAUGAUAACAACCUAAAUGUAAUAAAGGUAUGUCAUAAAGCGAGAUCAAGAUAUAAAAGAUCUCGAAAGCUCAACUCGAUAUUAUUAUCUGAAAAUGUGAAAAGUCCUGCAUUUCUUCAGAACGUCACAGUACGAACUAAUCGAUGGUAAAAAAUAUGGUAUUUGUAAUUA
Messenger RNA from Formica exsecta, 1614 nucleotides. RefSeq lists its product as uncharacterized. Gene Ontology annotation, molecular function: ligand-gated monoatomic ion channel activity. Bases 1 to 1593 code for a protein of 530 amino acids. Gene Ontology annotation, cellular component: membrane. The record is from RefSeq and is a predicted model, not a curated record. Lineage: Eukaryota; Metazoa; Arthropoda; Insecta; Hymenoptera; Formicidae. The transcript is spliced from 8 exons.